AUGAGUUGGAUGGCAAACCGAGUUACUAGUCGAGAGGAAGACAUCACUUACAGCAUGCUCGGCAUCUUCAACGUAUUCAUGACGCCCCAGUAUGGCGAAGGGCCCCGCGCAUUCCAGCGUCUGCAGGAAACGAUACUAUCUAGUCAGGCGAUGGACGAAUCUCUGUUUGCCUGGAGAAUGCCCGAUGUCAGCCACGGUGAGACAGUCCAUGGCACGAAUGAAGGUUGGGCACCCGACGAAUGGGGUCUCCUUGCCCCAUCGCCCAAAUGGUUCAAAGAUUGUGGAAGCAUGACCUGUACCGACGAGCUGCCUUCACGUAUCUUCACUUGGACAACGCAAGGCAUCGAAGGCAACUUCAUCAGGAUCAUGGAUAACCGCAAAACCGUAUCGAUGGGAGCCCUGACGGGUUUUUGUCUCGGAUCAAUUGUUUGCUUGCCCUGUGGGAUCUUGAUGGUUGUUCACGGAAUUCGCUACUUGAAGAAAAAGUUCUAUGGAGAUUACGCCUUUGUGUUGAACUGCUUUGACACAAAUGCUAAAGGGGAGACAACGCGAGUCAAUAUCUUCCUCCGUGUCUUGCAAAAACCAACUGAGCAAAAGAUGACGGCAUUCGCCCCCCAAAUACCCGGUUAUCGGCGAGUUCGAUGCACCGAACUUGGCACCAAGGAAAAGGCUACUCCUUGCAAUUCAAGGCACAAAGCUGUGGUGUACCAGCCAGUGCCACAAAUUUCAGAUUAG
Molecule: messenger RNA, 735 nt
Organism: Colletotrichum tamarilloi
Lineage: Eukaryota; Fungi; Ascomycota; Sordariomycetes; Glomerellales; Glomerellaceae
Exons: 1
Coding region: 1-735 (244 amino acids)
Source: RefSeq, a predicted model, not a curated record